This is a messenger RNA of Photinus pyralis (common eastern firefly), 3419 nucleotides long. RefSeq lists its product as uncharacterized. Gene Ontology annotation, molecular function: DNA binding; DNA topoisomerase type II (double strand cut, ATP-hydrolyzing) activity; ATP binding. The transcript has 6 exons. Gene Ontology annotation, biological process: meiotic DNA double-strand break processing; reciprocal meiotic recombination; meiotic DNA double-strand break formation. The coding region runs from base 329 to 2395 and encodes 688 amino acids. The record is from RefSeq and is a predicted model, not a curated record. NCBI's taxonomy places the organism in Eukaryota, Metazoa, Arthropoda, Insecta, Coleoptera, Lampyridae. Gene Ontology annotation, cellular component: nuclear chromosome.
UCUCCCCCCAUCUAUAUCUCUGAUUUAAACACCUGUCACUAUCGAAGUACCAUUGUUAAUUCUUGUUGUCAAGUGUUGGGGUUUCAACUUAGUGGCACCCAUCAGAUCAGCGAAAGUUUCUCAACAUGAUUAUGGUGGAUCAGUUGUGUACGGAUGCGGAAGAACGAGAAGACGAUAAGGAGUCAGUAAACAGCUUAGAUGGUACAAUGGGUUCUGAUUUAGUGCUCAGUAAUUCACUGUGUAGUUCAAGAAAUGAAACUCUAGAGCUCUCAUUGACAUUUGUUAGCAGCACAGACGCUAACGAAACCAUAUAUCUUCUCUUAUAUAUAUGAACGAAACCCGAAACUGUUUUAGUCCCAACGAAAGCCACGAAGUUAUUUCACUAGUGGAUCCAAAGGACGCUAGCAAUUACUAUGACCUAACACGUAUUCCACAAGACUCAACUUUAGUGGAAAAUUUACAACUUUCUUUUCAAUCAAAUGCCUCAAAGCUCGUCCUUUGCCAACAGAAUUUGGACGAAACAACUCAUAAUAUUCUUUCCGUUCGUGAUGCCGUGGAUGUUAGUAUAUAUAGGGAAGCUGUUUCACAAGAAAGUCCAAACAAUAGCUUCAUCGGCUUUUUACAUAAGCAGUUGACCGCAUCAGGUUUAGACUUGGUGGGUGAUUUACACCAAUCCUAUUGUUCGAAUGAUUCUAAACUAGUUUGGGAACAAAACGUGGACGAAACAGCACGUGAAACUUAUUUCGCCCAACUCAAUGAAAACGAUGGACUAGAAGGUAUAGAAGAAUUGUUGGAGGAAUCGCGGGAAGGUGGGGGGUCGCCCACACAAUUUGACAAGAACGAAAGCAUAAUUGAUCAAGGUAAUGCUGACGUGCUUUUGAAUUCAUCCAGUCAUACGCAACCUCCUACAAGCGUCAUCUGUAAGAAACGUCGCUCCAAUUUUCCAAUGGAACGGCCCCCCUCACGACUUCGCAUUGAAAAUGAAGCAAAUAUGCAGUGGAUGAAACCUGCCGAAACUAGUCAAUACACUCACUCCCAGGCAUCUCAUUCUCAAUUGAAUCCAAAUACUAGAUCACAAAGCACGAUACUGCUCGCUUCACAACUAGUAUUAGAAAACCAAUCAAUUACAAAUGGAAUCGAACUUGUUGGUAUUGCAAACUCCCAAACUGCCGAAGAUGACCAAACUUUGGUAAUUGAUAUAAAUAACCAGUCCCAGGGAUUCGGCUCUCAAUUGUUGGAAGAAUCGCUCAAUUUUUUGGACCCGGUUAUGUUUCCAAACGAAAAUACGGAGAAUUAUAAACUAGACGUAUCUGUUAAUAGAUCUCCAUCACUUCUUCGUGAAAAUCGAGAUAUUUCCCCUCACGAAUCUUUUAACAUAGUAAAUGUUGUGCUGAAUUUUGAUGCGAGUAGAAGCAGCACGCCUAGACACCAUUCAAUUGACAAUCACGAACUACUCAAUCGAACUGAUGCAACUAUGGAGAUUAUAAAUUUACCAUUGCAAGAAACCAGUUUACGCGAUGGUAAUUUGAACAUACUCACCGGCAAAAACUCGCCAUUAUCGACCGGUUCAAAUGAAAAUCUUACCGACCCACAGAAACGAAUAAGAAGUGCCCUGAAUCGUAUAACCAUGGAUAAGGAGUUGGUGUACAAAGGUCCGAGAGGCCUGUACGGCGAAAAAAUUGAAGAGAAGAAUCAGAGACUAAUACAAGAAGUAGAAAAUUUUUUUUACAAGAUGCUGGUAAAAGCUGUCAAUAAAAAGCCGUUCAUGAUGAAUGUUCAACUAUGUAAUUUAGGAAACUGCACAUAUGAGAAUGGAAUAGUGGAGUUGAAGAAAUUUGAUAAGUGCAUCUUUCAACAGAUGUGUACUUGGUCCAGACCUAGAAGGCGAUUCAACAUCAUAGUGUACCUUCUUGCAAGAAUGUAUGCCUUAUGUAUACGUGGUUCUGAAUGCACUAUAAGAGAAAUUUACUAUUGUUUAAAGGAAUAUAUGCAAUGCCAACGUGAGAUCGAAGACGCCGUGAACAUUAUAAGCUGCUUUUUGGAAAUAGAGCAUUGGUAUCUUCCGAUUAUGUCUACUAGUAAGGGCUUAGCACUUGGUGCGCUUACAGUUUACACGUCAGCAGGGGAAGUUAUAAAUUUUAACGUCGCAGGAGGACUGCUCAUUCCGCAAAAGUUAAUAUCAGUAACAAAAAUAGAAAGCGAUGCGCACUGUAUACUGGUUGUAGAAAAAGAUACGAUUUUCAAAAAGCUGGCCGAUGAGAAUUUUUCCAACAAAUUAACAAGGCCCUUUAUCCUCGUCACGGGAAAAGGAUUUCCGGAUAUUAUCCUUAUCCAUGGUUAUACGAUUCAGGGCACUUUUUAUUCGUUUCUGUGGGUCGGUAAGAUUUUCAUUUGAACCGGUCGAUAAUGGCGAGUUUUUGCCGGUGAGUAUGUUCAAAUUACCAUCGCGUAAACUGGUUUCUUGCAAUGGUAAAUUUAUAAUCUCCAUAGUUGCAUCAGUUCGAUUGAGUAGUUCGUGAUUGUCAAUUGAAUGGUGUCUAGGCGUGCUGCUUCUACUCGCAUCAAAAUUCAGCACAACAUUUACUAUGUUAAAAGAUUCGUGAGGGGAAAUAUCUCGAUUUUCACGAAGAAGUGAUGGAGAUCUAUUAACAGAUACGUCUAGUUUAUAAUUCUCCGUAUUUUCGUUUGGAAACAUAACCGGGUCCAAAAAAUUGAGCGAUUCUUCCAACAAUUGAGAGCCGAAUCCCUGGGACUGGUUAUUUAUAUCAAUUACCAAAGUUUGGUCAUCUUCGGCAGUUUGGGAGUUUGCAAUACCAACAAGUUCGAUUCCAUUUGUAAUUGAUUGGUUUUCUAAUACUAGUUGUGAAGCGAGCAGUAUCGUGCUUUGUGAUCUAGUAUUUGGAUUCAAUUGAGAAUGAGAUGCCUGGGAGUGAGUGUAUUGACUAGUUUCGGCAGGUUUCAUCCACUGCAUAUUUGCUUCAUUUUCAAUGCGAAGUCGUGAGGGGGGCCGUUCCAUUGGAAAAUUGGAGCGACGUUUCUUACAGAUGACGCUUGUAGGAGGUUGCGUAUGACUGGAUGAAUUCAAAAGCACGUCAGCAUUACCUUGAUCAAUUAUGCUUUCGUUCUUGUCAAAUUGUGUGGGCGACUCCCCACCUUCCCGCGAUUCCUCCAACAAUUCUUCUAUACCUUCUAGUCCAUCGUUUUCAUUGAGUUGGGCGAAAUAAGUUUCACGUGCUGUUUCGUCCACGUUUUGUUCCCAAACUAGUUUAGAAUCAUUCGAACAAUAGGAUUGGUGUAAAUCACCCACCAAGUCUAAACCUGAUGCGGUCAACUGCUUAUGUAAAAAGCCGAUGAAGCUACUGUUUGGACUUUCUUGUGAAACAGCUUCCCUAUAUAUACUAACAUCCACGGCAUCACAA